This is a messenger RNA of Dermatophagoides pteronyssinus (European house dust mite), 741 nucleotides long. RefSeq names its product guanine nucleotide-binding protein subunit beta-like protein. The record is from RefSeq and is a predicted model, not a curated record. NCBI's taxonomy places the organism in Eukaryota, Metazoa, Arthropoda, Arachnida, Sarcoptiformes, Pyroglyphidae.
AUGCUAACGGCGUGCGACGACAAGACGGUGAACAUCUGGAGUCUCGAGAAACAGCAGUUCUACAAGCGGCUGGUCGGCCACACGAAGAACGUCACCGGCGUCGCAGUCUCGCCGAACACGAAGUUCAUUGUCACGUGUUCGCUCGACAAAACGGUGCGCUUGUGGAACACCAUGGGCGAGGAGCGCUUCUGUUUCCGCCCCAAGGGCACCGAGGAGGCGAUCACCUGCAUUGUCUUCAGCCAGGAAGAGAAGCGCAACCUCAUCAUCGCGGGCUGCGCCGACGGCAGCAUCAAAAUCUGGUCGCUCGACGACAUUGUGCAGCUGCACUCGCUGCAUGGACACACCGGCACGAUCAACGCCAUCGCGCUCUCGCCCGACGGCUCGCUGAUCGCCUCCGGCGGCAGCGACGGGCGCAUCCAGCUGUGGGACCUCACCGAGUGCAGCCACGUCUACACGAUCGACGUCGGCAGCCCGGUCCAGUCCGUCUGCUUCUCGCCGGCGAACUACUGGAUCAGCGUCGCGACCGAGACCGGCAUCCGCAUCGUGCACUUGGAGAAAAAAGUGAACUUCAGCUACAUCCGCAUCGUCGGCGACCAGCGCCCCGACAACAACGAGAAACCCAGCAAACAUUUGCCCUGGAUCACUUCGCUCAACUGGUCGCACGACGGCACUUACUUGUUCGCCGGCUCCAGCGACUCGAACGUGUACGUCUUCGGCGUGCGCCCCGAAGCGGUCUACUAA